CCUCAGUGCUACAAAGCUUACAUGUGUUUCUCUCUGUGGAUACUACACACUGUACAGAGCUUGAGAGUAAUUUGAAUUAUUUCUUUCCUGUUGUCGAAUGGAGACUUGAGCAGUUUGCUGAAGAAUGCUUUUGGAUAAGUCCACCAGCAUGAGUUUGAUGGACAUCUCUAAGAUCUUUUCUCUUCUUCAACCCAAAGAGGAUGAGGAAGAAGACACAAACUGUUGCCAGGAACUGAAUCAAGCCGUCUUGAAAGAUGACGACAAACUCCUUACUGACCUCCUGUCUCAGGAUAAGUACAGGAAAUGCAUCAACCAUCGCAGUGGCUGGGGCAUCCCGGUUACUCCACUGCGCACUGCUGCGGCUCAGGGUCACCUGCGCUGUCUCGAGGUCCUCCUGGCUCACGGGGCAGAGGUGGACGGCCUAGAUGUCAAAGCUCAGACUCCACUUUUCACGGCCGUCGCUGCCAAACACCUAGACUGUGCUGUUGCUUUAUUAGAAGCUGGUGCAAACCCUAACGGUAGCCUGCAUAACAACUGCUCCCCGGUGCUCACCGCGGCCCGAGAGGGUGACGUGGACAUCCUGAGGGAGCUUCUGCGACACGGAGCUGACGUAGACGUCAAGCCCAAAAUGCCCGACUGGGCCUCGAACGCCACGACAUGCCGAGGACCACUCUACAUUUCAGCUGUUUAUGGCCAUAUGGAUUGCUUCAAACUGUUACUGCAGCACGGAGCGAACCCAGACUACAACUGCACUGAGGAAAAGAUGCUGACCAGGAUCAAACAGCCUAAAACUGUCCUGGAGAUGUGUCUGAGAUACGGCUGUGGGAUAGAAUACAUUCAGCUGCUCAUAGACUUUGGAGCAAAUGUCUUUCUACCCACUAUAAUGGUUGACAAAACAACCAGGCAAAAUGAAGCAGUAAUGCUUCUGCUGAAAGAGAGAGUUUGUCCAAAACCACUGAUGUCUCAGGCGCGACUUGCUUUAUGGAAGUUUCUUCCCACGGAAAACAAAAUGUGCUCCAUAGAUUGUCUGGACAUUCCAAAAAUACUGAAGGACUAUUUGAAUCAUGUAUCCUGAUUUCCCUACAUUUCCCUUCUAAUGUGGAAUACACAGCUUAAAAUUUUACUAAUAUUAUUUUCCCUAUUUGUACAACGUUGUGAUUUGUAAUAUUUGUAAUAUUUUCUGUAUUAAGAAAUCUAAAUAUUAUACAAUGGUUUAUACAGGAAUGUCUUUUUUUUAUCUUUAAUAAUUUAUGAAUAUCUGGUUAAUGCAACAAACGAAAAGAGUUUCAAAUUUGUUUGGUUCUAUUUUUGUUGAUGGAAGACAACAUCAAUUCAUGUGAAAGAUUUUCUGCCCUCUAAUGGUUAAAAUGAUAACUGUCUUGUGGUGACCCUCGACAAGAUGGAUUCUGUUCCAUCGUUUAAUCAACGAGCCAAGGUAUGUAAACUUCUUAAUUAUGGUUUGUUAAAGGCACAGUUCACCCAAAAAUGAAAAUUCAGUCAUUAUUUACUCACCCCAAAGUUGUUUCAAACCUGUAAUGGAAUGGAAUUGGAACCCUGUAUGAAUUUUGGGUGAACUAUCCCUUUGAUGCAGAGCUUCUUCUGACCUCUGCUGCAGGACUGUGGCUCUCCAGGAGAGGAGUUUGACAGAAUUUACACCCCUGGUCUACUCUGCACUGAAGUUUAACGACUUAAAGGAGUAGUUCACUUUUAAAAAAAACUUUUCUUGAAAAUUUACACACUUCAGUCGAAAAGAAA
Messenger RNA from Pimephales promelas (fathead minnow), 1755 nucleotides. The record is from RefSeq and is a predicted model, not a curated record. Lineage: Eukaryota; Metazoa; Chordata; Actinopteri; Cypriniformes; Leuciscidae.